This is a messenger RNA of Haliotis rufescens (red abalone), 3082 nucleotides long. RefSeq names its product E3 ubiquitin-protein ligase TRIM63-like. The coding region runs from base 112 to 1956 and encodes 614 amino acids. The transcript has 10 exons. Lineage: Eukaryota; Metazoa; Mollusca; Gastropoda; Lepetellida; Haliotidae. The record is from RefSeq and is a predicted model, not a curated record.
UUAGUAUAUUUUUUUUAUGUGAACUCCUUGGGGGAUUAUCUUAAUCCAUCAGAGAAAGGAAGAAACCACGAAUUGUGCUUGGAAUUAGCCUCAUUAAAGUACUGCUGCAAGAUGUCUCUCGAAAGCGAGCUGACCUGCUCGAUAUGUCUGCAUAUAUACCAGGACCCAGUCGUGCUGCCAUGCAUGCACUCGUACUGCAGGGAGUGUCUCAAAGAUUUACAUUCCAAGUCCAAUGAAGCCGAGGAUUUGCGCGGUACCCCUUCAAAGACAAGUAACACGCUGUCAUGCCCGAACUGUAGAGAAAUAACAAGCUUUGGUCUGGAAGGUGUUGGUGGCCUUCCCAAGAACUUCACCCUUGCGAGUGUUUGUGAAUCGUUCAAAGAAACUUCACGCCAGUCCCCCACAGGUGGAUAUGAACCCCCAAAACAAACACAUUCGGGGCAAAGGAGCCUGUACUGCUUGGCAUGUCAAGUCAUCGUGAAGAGUGGAGAUGUACUGUCGACACACCGCUAUCACGUCACAGAGGACCUAGAAACAGCAGCUAAAAAACAGCAGACUAAACUGUCCACCUGCGUGCAGGAACUUGAAAGAAAUCGCAAGAAGGAGGAUGCUAAACUCAAAACAGCAUCAGAUGCUCAUUGUAAAAGACAGGAACAGAUGCAGAAACAAGAAAAGGAGAUCAACGCAUUGGCUGAAUCCAUAGAGGAACGUCUUCGAUCACGGAAAAAAGAAGUUCUUGAAAACAUAGAUUCUGUGAAGGCUGACAACAAGACACAAUUCGAGGUGUUCCAGAGGCACCUCCAGUCCUACAUCUCCACUGUCGACAGCAUCACUGCUGCUGCACAUGCCUUAGAUGGACAGAGCUUGGACACAGAGGAAGGACAGGCUGUGUUUGUACAGGUGGUAGACGACGUCUUGGUACAGACACAGCAACUGGCUAGAAUGGAUGACGUUUCCCUUGAGCAUGGCGUACCCAGUGAUACAUAUGGUGAAGUGUUUGCAGAGAAUCUAAGAGUUGACUUCAGAACACUACUUGGUGCAUCGGUAGCCCCUACAAACACGACCCUAACCCCUAGCAACGGGGACAAAUCAACAGAUCAAAGUCAAAAGGAGGAAUAUUGUUUCUUUUAUGAAGAGAAUGUUGCUACAGAAAUUGAAACCGAAAGUGAACAUAGUUCCAAUGCAGAACACAACAUCAUUACAGAUCAAAGUCAAAAGGAGGAAUAUUGUUUCUUUUAUGAAGAGAAUGUUGCUACAGAAAUUGAAACCGAAAGUGAACAUAGUUCCAAUGCAGAACACAACAUCAUCACAGGUGCACAAUUUAGGUGGGAUCCACAGGACUGUCAUUCAUCACUUGCAAUAUCCCAGGACUGUUUGGUGGUGACAGCUGAGAAAUGGGAGGAUGCGGAGAUCCCAGGCGGUUGUUGUGACAAUGGAGGCAACUGGGUGAACGUUUGUGGAAUAGCUUCGAACAUGGUCCUACAAAUGACCAACAUCUACUGGGAGAUCCUCGUCACAUUCGCUAUCUUGGGUUAUAUGGAUGACAACGACGUGAUCACGGACCUCGGAAUAUGCAAAUCGGGAAAGGAAGAUGUUUAUUCACCAUUGAGUAAAAACUACUAUUGCCUCUGUUGCAGUCUGUUCAAAGAUCCAGACUCAUCAAGCAUUGCUAUGGACUUCUGGGAUGGCCCAAAGAACUCAACAAGCGACAGUGUGGUGGUCAGACGUAUAAGACGCCGUAAGAGGGAGCCUCUCAAACUAGGGUUCAAUGUCGACUUCCACAACAAGAUGUUCAGGAUCAUUGACGUCAAUGAGAACUCUGUUCUUCAUACUUUUCAGGACAUGAGGUUCACGCAGGUCACUGCAGUGGCGUCGAUUGACCAUGAAGACAAGGUCAGAACGUCCUUAGAAUUGGAAAGUGACGUAGAUGGUUUUCCUACCAUACUUUUACAGUGAAACUAUACUGAAAAUUCUUCAGUGACGACCAGUUGCCUUAGAAUCACAAAACCACAAGCAUACAUGGUUCACACUGAACAACAAAAGGAAUACAAGACACUGAUACUCAGCGACACUGGGUUAGUUCUUCAUACGGUUGAUAACACGAGUUUGCUUUUAGGCACUGUUGUGGAAUCAGUUUCCUGCCAUACUUUAUAACCGAAACUUGUAUCUGCACAUCCGUCUGAAGUGAUGACGCCGACCAGCAUCGCAUGGCAUCAUAAGAAAAUACAUUUAUAUGAUAUGCAUCUGUCAAUGUGUAUCUUGAAAGGACAUUGCUAAAUUGAACCUUGAAAUGUUGUAGUUGGGCUAAAAAUAGUUUGUAAUUUAUCGGGUAGUAUGGCGGUAAGUUUAAUUUUCAUGUACAGUAAGGGUUGUAAAUUAUAUGGUUUUGCAGUGCUUCAGCAGGGCUGGUGGAAGCCGUUAUCGUGUAGUCAAUUAAUCUAUUUAUUACUCACGUUUGGCAGUAAAAUUCCAUUGGAAUUUCCUAUGACGGUUACGAGGUCCACAUGUCUUCCUGGCGUAGCGUGUUUCCGGAUCUUUAGGUGUCGCCGAACACGCUAUGUUAGGAAUUAUCAUUUGACCAAUGGGAAGUUUAGAAGAUUGUAUGACCCCGUGACCUAUGAAUAUAGCUCCACGGGUAUAAAAGCCUGAUACGACCGAGAUCAGUCGUCUGAAGUUUCGGGUAUCCCGACAAGUAAGUCCACAACACCCACAACACCACAACACCCACCUACUAAGGUUUUCCUUACGACUAGUUUUAGGUGUAGGUUUAUUAUGUGGUAGUCAGGUGGGGGAAAAUUAGUUGUAGGAAAAAUAUGUAGAAAUAAGGACUUAGGUAAGUUGGAAAGUAAGAAAUAAGUUAAAAUGUAGGUUUUGUAAGGUAUUUAUUUAGUAUAGUUAUUGGAAUAGUGGUGUGGGGGAGAAGUAGGUGUAGGAGAGAAUAGGAUAAAUUAGGCAGUUAAGGAUAAGGAAAUUUAGGCCAACAGUAAAGGUUUAAUUGUGUGUGACUGCUUUCUUUUUGUAUUUUUCUGAUUUAUUGUUAAUUUGUACAUUUUGUUAAGUUUAAUAAAUCAUCUAAUUAUGA